GUCACACAUUUUUAUUUUAUUUUUUUUUAUAUUGAAAGUCGCAGCAACAUCUUUUUUUUUUUUCGUUUUUCAAUCUUUUUUUAACCAAUGUCUUCCAUUUAUUAUAAACUUCGAUCCGCGAAAGAAUCUGAUUACGAUGUAUUUACGUUUGAUGGACCUGGAGCCACUGUUUUUGAUUUAAAGCGUGAAAUCAUUCGUGCCAAAAAGUUUGGUAAAGGUACCGAAUUCGAUAUUGCCAUUUACAAUGCUCAAACCGAAGAAGAGUACAAGGACGAUGUCUUUGUGAUUCCUAGAAACACGUCGAUUAUCGUUCGACGUUUACCUGCUUCAAGGCCAGGUAAAGGCACAGCACAACGCUAUGUGUUGGGCGUGUUACCGACCGACGGCAAAGGACAAGGGUUCCAAAAGGCAGGUGCACCUCCACCUCCUACAGGCGCUCAAUUCAACCCUGGCAGAAACAUGGUCUUGAACGCAGCUCGACCUACACCCGCCAAACCCACUACAGUACAAGAGCCCAUUAAGAGCGAAACAGACGAUGGUCCCAAAGAUGAUUCAGAGGAAGCACGUAUUCAAGCAAUGUUUCAACAAACCACAGAUCAAUGGGGUGCCAUGCAAGAACGACUAGCAGAACAGCAAUAUAUCCCGUAUAAUGCUCGUGGGGGAAGCGAUGCUAGACGUGGAAGAGGUGGCUUUCAAGGAUCUCCUGGUGGUUUAACACAUUCCCAAGUCGCUGAUAACAAAGAUGGUGGCCAAAUGCCUCAACGUGUUCCUCCUGCCACUUAUGUUUGUUACCGUUGUGGUCAAAAAGGCCAUUAUAUCAACCAGUGUCCUACCAAUGGCGACAAAGACUAUGACAAACACCCUCGUAUCAAGCGUACCACGGGUAUCCCUCGUAGUUUCCUCAAGGUAAUUGAAGAACCCAAAGACGCAGUGAAAGCAGGUACAGGUGGAUUGAUGGUGACACCCAAGGGCGACAUUGUGGUUGCACAAGCGGACUCUUCCUCUUGGGACAAACAUGUUGCCAAAGCCGCUACGACCAUUGGAUUGGGUGUAGGAUCAGCUGGUGAUUUGAUGGAUUGGUAUGAUUCGAUUCCCGUACCCGAUUAUUUACAAUGUGCCGUAUGUAAGGGUCUCUUGAGAGAGGCAACUAUCACACCUUGUUGUGGUACUAGUUUUUGUGACGAAUGUAUUCGUGUCCAUCUGAUGGAUCAUGAUUUUGCCUGCUUCGAAUGUCAAAAAACCAUUCCACAUGGAUUGGAUGGUAUCAUUCCCAAUAUAGAUGUUCGUGAAUGUGUAGAAAACUAUGUACGCAAAUUUGCUCACAAUUAAAUUUUUAUAUAUGAAUAAAAGCACCCUUAU
Mucor mucedo is the source of this 1359-nucleotide messenger RNA. Its product is annotated as DWNN domain-containing protein. Bases 88 to 1329 code for a protein of 413 amino acids. Gene Ontology annotation, molecular function: nucleic acid binding; ubiquitin protein ligase activity; zinc ion binding. NCBI's taxonomy places the organism in Eukaryota, Fungi, Mucoromycota, Mucoromycetes, Mucorales, Mucoraceae. The record is from RefSeq and is a predicted model, not a curated record. Gene Ontology annotation, biological process: ubiquitin-dependent protein catabolic process; mRNA processing; protein ubiquitination. The transcript has 4 exons. Gene Ontology annotation, cellular component: nucleus.